Molecule: messenger RNA, 423 nt
Organism: Fonsecaea erecta
Lineage: Eukaryota; Fungi; Ascomycota; Eurotiomycetes; Chaetothyriales; Herpotrichiellaceae
Exons: 1
Coding region: 1-423 (140 amino acids)
Source: RefSeq, a predicted model, not a curated record
AUGGGCGUUUUUCUCGCAUAUUUUCUCCUGUCCACCCUCCUCCUCACCACGUUCAUCACCUUCGUCAUCGUCCUCCUCGUCCCGGCUCUUCUUGUGGCGAUUUAUCUCCUUGCCCUCAUCUGCUUGUCGCCGGACGACGCGUUCAUCCCGUCGCCCGGCGAGGAGGGGGGAUCGCAUCACCUACGACCAGCACCGCGCCCGCCAAUACAAGAAGAACAGCAGCCACAACAUCGAGAACGAGGACGAUAUGGAGAAUCAGGCGCCGAAGAGCAUCAGCCACUUACGCAACAUACACGACUGGGUCAUCUUCAGCCUGGAGCAGCCGGUGUCGACGGCGUCCGUGAUCUAGGAGACGACAACAAGGCUGUCUUCGCUGGUGAGGAUCAGGUGUCACUUGCAGUACCAUCGAGGGCGGAGGCAUAG